This is a messenger RNA of Meloidogyne enterolobii, 617 nucleotides long. The record is from the annotation of a GenBank genome assembly. NCBI's taxonomy places the organism in Eukaryota, Metazoa, Nematoda, Chromadorea, Rhabditida, Meloidogynidae.
UUUUACCUUCCACGAAUUGAUAAGGCAUCUGUAAGAAAUGCCUUUCGCUGUUUCAGACCAUUCAGUAUAUGUAUACUUCAAUUGAUUAAACCAUUGAGAAACUUUUUCGUAUAAUUCUUCAUCCAAUGAUUUUCCAUUUUUCAAAUCUUCUCUUAAUUCUAUCAUCUGUCCUUCGCUUAACCAAAUUGAAUGUAUUUUUAAAAUUUCGAUCAAACUUUCUCUCAUUUUUCUUUUUUUUAUAUUCGUCUUCAUUAAUGUAUCUCCGCCUUCUUGAAAGCUGUUGCUGAAUUCCAAAUACUGAGUUCCUGGUAUCUUUUAAUUCUGCUUCUUGUCCAUAGCUUUAUAAAAAUGAUUUAGAUACGGGGUUUGAAAAAUUUGUUUCCUAAAUCAAGUGGAUUGGGGUUUGGUAGUAUCGCAUUUAGAUGGUCUACAAAGGCAAUAACUGUAGAUACUUUCUCUUUUAGAAGUUAGAAUACCCUGUCUAUUAAUCCCAACUUUCUCCUUGACUCCUAAGCUCUCCUUCUUGAUCCUUCUCUUGUAAAAAUCCUACUGAUGAUGAUCCUUGGAUGAUGAUCCAGCUCUUUUUCUUAAAGGCCAUCUCUCCUUUUAAUAGAGUC